Molecule: messenger RNA, 2227 nt
Organism: Mycena citricolor
Lineage: Eukaryota; Fungi; Basidiomycota; Agaricomycetes; Agaricales; Mycenaceae
Source: the annotation of a GenBank genome assembly
AUGAAGAAGAUGCACACUCUCCUCAUCCAAUCACGCAGAGGAUGCGAGGAGCAAGGUGCUACACUUAUGCAUUGGUCGAAAUCGGCUUUCUUUCCGCACCACCAACGCGCGCACUUACAGGAUUCGGAACCUAGAGCAAUAACAAAGACAAUGUCGCUCCUAAGCCUUCCGCCGGAGAUUAUAGAACACGUCCUCGUCGAAGCGGUGAUCGCCGGACACCCCAACUCUGUUGCUGCCGUCUCGUCCUGCUGCCGUUUCUUGCACAGUUUGGUGAACGAGAUAUGGCGGGAGCUCUUCCUCUGUCUGUUUGACGAUCCACGCACCCUCCAAGCAAUCAAGGACUCCGCCGGUCAAUCCACACCGGCCAACUCCACCCGAGCGAACCCAUUCGAUUGGACCACAUUCACCGCCCGUAUCGGUGCUGCUAAUAGUCUCAGGAGGGGCAAUGCAGGUGCAGACUUCAGGGCUUUCAUCGAUACUGUACACACUGCGGCGCCGAGUUCUCCUGUCCGGUCCGACCCCACUCCGCGUCGCUCCGUCGUCUUACCCCCCAUCCUUCGUACUCUCACUGACAGUCCCAAAUCGAAGAGUCUGGUCUGGAUUGAGGAGAUCCUGUCGGAAGGUCUGCCGGCGCCGCUCAUCUAUCGGCUCUUCAAUCUGUUCAAUUCCGACGGAUCAGAGUUCUCACGACCCGACUUCGAAGACACCGCACAGGGAAAGGCGUUCAGCAAGCUAACGUUCCUUGCGGGUUUGCACUUCUCUGACGACGAGGCCGCCUCUUCUGCAAGAAGCAUGGCCCGGAGCCGUAUCUACAACACGAAAUACCUGAUGUCAGAGAGAUGCUGGGGGCCCUUCGAACCGAUUGACCGCUCGCCAGACGCCUACUCCUGGCGGUUGCGGAUGACGGGCACCAACUCAAAUAUAAAGUCGAGCCGAGUCGCAUCUAACGAAAAGCAGCCGGCUUCCGAGACGUCAUCUCGGAACAUAGCCCAUCCCUCGUCGAUUGUGAUAGGGCCCGAUUUCUACACGGACGAUGGUUCUGACUACGAGCCCGAUUCCAACGCUUCAGACGAACAAUCUGACGACUCGGACUCUGAUGAUGUGAUGGCCACCCCGCAUUUUCUGCAGUUUCUGUCCAGCCAUGGCAUUGAUUUCACGGACGUGCGGACGCACCCAACAUACGUGUUUCCUGCGCCACACCGGGUAGUGCCCGACUACGCAUUCCUUGCGGCGGCGCGUUAUCUGAUGGAAUGCAACAUGCGGGAACGCUUCGAGGCUGAAUUCGAGUACUAUCGCGAUCUCUCUGCAGCCAGCGAGGCUGCAAAAGAAGUCGGUCUUGAGCCUUGCGAAGUUGUCGAUGCUAUGCAGUCGUUGGACCUGACAAGGAUGGGCGGGGCUCCCGGCUUUUGGGAUGUUUGGCGUCCAGAGAACGACGAGGAACAUGUUCUUGAGCAGCUUUCGCCUGUGGACCAACAGCAACACGCACCUGUAGACAAGGGCAAGGGAAAGGCUAGUGCUGCGGAGGUCGUCGAGGGAUGGGACUGGGCUGGAGUAGAGGGUGAAUGGAGACGUGUCGUUUGCUGGCUUGACUACCGGGAUCUCCUGAUGCACAACGUCGACCUAUCGCAUGCCGGAUUCGCCAGCUCUUCUGCAGAGGACGUGCAAGAAACCAUUAGAAUCUUUCCGACUUCGCUGCGAGUCUCCCACUACUCGAAGCCACCCAAGCCGCCUCCCGGCUCGAAUCCAAAUGACCUCAUAUGGCGUCUACCGAUAAUUCACAUUAUCGGCGAGUCGUGGGGCACCGACACCGAAGAGGCCAGCCGCCGCAGCGUCGAAGGGACUGUCAGGAUGAUCGGUGAUGGGUGUGUACGCUGGAGCAUGGUCUCCAGCGAAGCCGCGGGUGCAGACCCAGAGUGGGCCACCGAAUCGGUCCAGGUAGGGGAGAUCGGAAGUGCUGCUGGCAUCAUCGGGCUCUGGACAGGAGCUGAGCACACAAGCACAGACCCGCUGGGUAUGACCCAGUCCUUGUUGGGCCUGGAAAAUUGCCUGACGACGUCUAAACGGUAAUAGCUCACAUGUAAUAAGUAUAUUUAGAAGUUGUAAAUCAGUAUCUCGGGAAUCAUACAGUGCUCGAUGAACUUGAUGUCGGCCGAAGAUAGCGACGGAGACACGGGGGAACAGAAGGACACCGGUUGCCCAGAUGAAGGAUCGCUGGAAAUACUUCGCU